CAUAUAUAUAAGUAUAUUAGAAAAGCCUCUAAAUUUAAAGAUAUUUUGGGUUUUCCCAAAACGUCUGAAUCUCUGAAACAAUCCGAUUUUAUCGAUCAAACAGUAUAACUCAUAUCGAGGGAACUGCCUACUCUAAAACCAAUAUUCUUUUAACAUUGUUUUCGAAUGUGAAAUUUCGAACUCUACGUUUGAACAUCCCAAUUAAAAUAAAAGUGCAAAUAGGGCCCAUUUCGAUAACUGUUAUCGACUGUAUGAAAUGCAUCGUCGGUGUAUAAUCUGUGGCCAGGACCCGGGCGACCACUGCGUCUACCCGCGAAACAUGACGGAGGCUCGCCGGUGGCAGAACCUGGCCAAUCUCAGCACCUUCGAUGUGGACACGGAAUCCCUGUGCCGGCACGGCUGCGUGUGCGCCUCCCACUUGGACUUGGCACAAGGAUCCAACUCCGACUCGAAGAGCUCGUCUGCUGCUGCUCAGGGGGCAAGUACUAGAGCCGGAUCGACGAACUACGACUCCGCAAGCCGACAGUCCGGCGUCAAACGGAGCUCUACGGGAUCGGGACAUGGGCCGCGGGAUGUUCCUAACGCACAUAGCUAUCCCACAAACAACAAAGCCAUCGAGAAGAUCCAAAAUCAAAGCAAACUGGGUCUCAAUUCGGGGAGGCCGGAAUCCAGCAACGCAAAUAGAUGUCAAAAUGGCAACUGCCGUUUUCGUGGUGCCGUCAACAACAUGUUCCAGGGUAAUACCAAUACCUGCACCCAAGUGGGGCAGAAUUACAGGAGUCCGCUGAUGCCAAGAUCUUUUUCUGCCAGCAAGGGAGCUCCUCUUACCAAGUUAAGCCCAAGGGUAAAUGUUAAUCAAAUGCCUCAAGGAACGGCAUGUUGCAAAUGUACACACUGUUCAAUGAUCAGAAUCACGAGCAACAGACCCUUUGUAGAAGGUUGCCCCGGUUCAUGCUGUCCACUGCUAAGAAACACAAAAAACAGACCUCCAGAAGAGGGCUCCUGUAGAAAAGGUCCAGUGGUUCGCCAUUCCGGAAGCCAACAAAGUAUGAACAAAGGUCAUAAGGAGACAUCGAAGAAAAAUGCGGAAAGACAUAGAUCCUGUGAACGUCAUUGCUGUCCCGCUGUAAGGAAACAGAGAUCAGAGGACUCAAAAUCUUUGGAAAUCGAUUUCUUCAGCCCCAUUAACCGCACGCCAUCGGAAUCGUGGGGGAGUAACGAUAGCACCAAACUCACCAUGAACCAGAAAAACAGGAUCCCAAAGCCAGAGGUGAAGUGCCAAUGCUGUCAGGCUUCCAUUCCCCGGCGCUUGAAGGACAAGGAGGUGCAGGUGUCAAAGGAGGCCCUACAGUCCCUAAAUUCCAUACCUGUUAGUCGAACCGAGGCGACUCCUUCGUUCAGCUACCAAACAGCAAGUUUAUCCACUGGUUUCUCAGCCGUCACUAACUCAAGUAAAAGUUCCUACGGAGCCGAGCGAAAAUAUUCAAAUGCCAUCAAUGUGCUGCUUAUGAAUGGAACCCGUAAAAACGACUACGCUGAUCCGUGUUGCUGUCCGGCCAAGUCCUUGGCCCCGCCUCCAGAGAUUUGCGUGCAAGAGUCGGACCUGACUGAGUGCAAUGAACAGGCUACGUUUCCAGAAAUCGACAAGCCCAACUACCGCGUUUGCCGGCCUACCACCACCGAUCCCAACGAGAUGAACGUCCUUGUUCUCGAAGAAGAUCCCAUAAGUGGAUGCAGCCCCAAAGCCGCGGGAGACGAAGCCACGCAGGAUAGAAGUGAAGUGCAGCUUAGUCCUAACCAGAAUCAAAGUACGGAACGACAGUACGAUUUGGGCAAAAACUGGGUCGAUUGCCCGGACUCGGCCAACUACACUAAGGUCCUGGAAUUGCAGAGAGUGCGCAUCAGGGAGCUGGAGAAUCUGCUGCAGCAGCAUAACCUGCUGCAGCAGACCAUUCAGCACAAGGUGGCCGAGCUGCAGUGCACGGACAAGCCACGUCCUAAAAAUGAAACCGAAAUUUAACAUGAUAAGCCGGGAAU
Molecule: messenger RNA, 2037 nt
Organism: Drosophila elegans
Lineage: Eukaryota; Metazoa; Arthropoda; Insecta; Diptera; Drosophilidae
Exons: 2
Coding region: 257-2020 (587 amino acids)
Source: RefSeq, a predicted model, not a curated record